UAUGAAACAAAUCGGAUGUCAACAAAUUAAACUUGCUGCAGACUUCGAAAGUGGUGUAACAAUUUUCUUAAAAAUAUUUUCUAGUAAAAUGUUUGAUUAGCUUGUUUUAACAUUACUAGUGAUUUGUUAAGUAGAGUGUAUAAAAUAUAAACAUUAAAAUGCUGUUACCAUCGCUGGCACGGAUAGCCCACAAAUUCAGUACAAAGCCCUUGCUCCGAGUCCCCAGAUCGUUGCCGGCGCCGGUCCGGUUCAUAGGUCGAGAUCAAAAUGCGGAAGCGUCUCGGAGGCAUCGGAUUCGUACCACCAUCUACUAUGUGGCCGCGGCCGGUGUGCUAACGGUGGGCAUGAGCUACGCCGCUGUUCCCCUCUAUCGGAUGUUUUGCCAGGCGUACAGCUACGGUGGAACCACCAGUCAGGGCCAUGACGCCGAGAAGGUGGAAUCCAUGCAGAGGAUCAAGGACCGGGUGAUCAAGAUUCGAUUCAACGCCGACCUGGGAGCGGCGAUGCGAUGGAAUUUCAAACCACAGCAGCCGGAGAUUAACGUCGUUCCGGGUGAAACUGCGUUAGCUUUCUACACGGCUAAGAAUCCUUCAGACCAACCGGUGAUAGGAAUCAGUACCUACAAUGUGGUGCCAUUUGAAGCCGGACAAUACUUUAACAAAAUCCAAUGUUUCUGCUUUGAAGAGCAGCAGCUUAAUCCGCACGAAGAGGUGGAUAUGCCUGUGUUCUUCUACAUUGAUCCCGAAAUCAUGGACGACCCCAAAAUGGAGCUCGUGGACUCCAUUACGUUAUCGUAUACAUUUUUCGAAGCGAAGGAGGGCUUAAACUUCCAAAUGCCUUCAUACGCAACGAAACAUGGUGCAUAAAUUUUUAUUUUUGACCGUUAA
Molecule: messenger RNA, 887 nt
Organism: Aedes albopictus (Asian tiger mosquito)
Lineage: Eukaryota; Metazoa; Arthropoda; Insecta; Diptera; Culicidae
Gene: Cox11
Product: cytochrome c oxidase assembly protein COX11, mitochondrial
Exons: 3
Coding region: 159-866 (235 amino acids)
Cellular component (GO): mitochondrial inner membrane
Molecular function (GO): copper ion binding
Source: RefSeq, a predicted model, not a curated record